GGGAGUCGGAACGCCCAUUUAUCUAUCUCGCUCCUUUGCUCUCAGGCAGUCCACAUGUGUGUGUAACUGCCGCGACGAAUAGCGAGCUAGAGAUCAAUGUGUGCGUGGGAAUACGUGUAUCCUUUCUACUUCUCCAGCAUUCCUUCCGCGAGCUUCAAGUCAACGGAGGACUGUACCUACGUGAAUUUUAUACACAAUUAAAAAUGGCAUGGACACAUUACCAACGUAUAUUAGCUGUACUUUUGGUUGUAACUGGAUCAUUUAAUAGUUUAUCGGUAAAAUUUGCCGAUAAACAAAUAGUACCGGGUGAAGAUGGUGAGCUCAGGCAUUUCAAUCAUCCGUUUAUGCAGUCUUCCUUUAUGUUUGUAGGGGAGAUGAUGUGUCUUGUAGUAUUUAAAGUUGUUUAUCAUUACUACAGUCGUAAAGGUGAUGGCUCUGUGGAUAACAAUACUUUAACUAAAGGAUCACAAACAUUUAAUCCUUUUAUUUUAUUCAUUCCUGCAUUGUGCGAUAUGUGCGCUACAUCUGUUAUGUAUGUCGGCUUGAGUUUGACAUACGUGAGUAGUUUUCAAAUGUUGCGUGGUGCUGUUAUUAUAUUCACAGCUAUCCUUUCUAUGAGUUUUCUCAAUAGAAAACUAGGUAGCAGAGAAUGGAUUGGUAUAGGAAUGGUUUUAAUUGGUUUAGUUCUUGUUGGACUCAGUGACAUAAUAGUUAUGGAAAAUUCAAAUAGUAACACAAAUUCUAUUAUAACUGGAGAUUUACUUAUUAUAUGUGCUCAGAUUAUAACAGCUGUUCAAAUGGUGGUAGAAGAAAAAUUUAUAGCAGAGCAAAAUAUACCAGCGCUGCAAGCAGUUGGUUGGGAAGGUGUCUUUGGAUUCAUUAGUAUAUGUAUUUUAAUGAUUCCUCUUAAUUUUAUACCUGCAUCACCUCCGUUUGCUGACAAUUCUCGAGGGACACUUGAAGCUACUAAAGAUGCUUUUAUCCAAAUUGGAAACAGUGGUCUAUUGCUGAUGGCAAUAGUAGGUAUUGCAUUCAGUAUAGCUUUUUUUAAUUUUUCGGGUAUCAGCGUUACCAAAGAAAUGAGUGCUACUACAAGAAUGAUUUUAGAUAGUAUUCGAACUAUUGUUAUAUGGGCUUUCUCUUUAGCAGUUGGUUGGCAAACUUUUCAUUACUUACAGCUUAUUGGUUUCACCAUGCUACUAAUUGGAAUGUCGUGCUAUAACAACAUUAUUAUUCCUCAAUUAAUAAGAAAAUGUAGAUACCAAUUAGGUCGUCAUAGACCACCUCCAUGUAACCAAAUCAUUAAUAUAAUGGCAGACGAUAUUCCAGAAACUCAGUGAAACUUAUAUUACUCAUUCAAUACUCUAGGAUGUCGACCAUCCUGUGUGUGAUAUUAAGAACUAUUAUAGUUUCUAUAAAGAACGGUGCUUUGUACAUCCGUUCAAAUCCAUACAUAAUAUCCAAUACUAAUUUUUCCUUGAAGAAAUGUUUUGAAUGCCAAUUAAUAUAACAAUAUUUUUCCACCG
This is a messenger RNA of Colletes gigas, 1526 nucleotides long. It is a transcript of the gene Tango9, whose product is annotated as solute carrier family 35 member F6. Gene Ontology annotation, molecular function: pyrimidine nucleotide-sugar transmembrane transporter activity. The transcript has 9 exons. The coding region runs from base 204 to 1340 and encodes 378 amino acids. The record is from RefSeq and is a predicted model, not a curated record. Gene Ontology annotation, biological process: pyrimidine nucleotide-sugar transmembrane transport. NCBI's taxonomy places the organism in Eukaryota, Metazoa, Arthropoda, Insecta, Hymenoptera, Colletidae. Gene Ontology annotation, cellular component: Golgi membrane; intracellular membrane-bounded organelle.